AGCGCGUCGCUCGCCAGGAAAAGUGCAAGUGUUUUCCACGCUCCCAGGCAGCAUUGAAAUUCAAAUCGCAGGGGAAAAUUCAGCGAGAUGCAGUGCCACCGUCACAUUUACAUCCAUUGCCACCUGUUCCUGCUGCAUCUCCUUGUGGUGCCCCUGCUUCAGGGCUCCCCCGUUUCGAGUCCGGAGAUAGCCAGUAAGGGUUCCAAGUCCCCGAAUAGCCUGCCACAGGUGCAACAGCAGCAGCAACAGCAACAGCAGCAGCAGCAACAGGAGGCCCACCUGAACUCGCUGAGUGCCUAUGCCAGUGGGUACGACAUGGUCCAGAACCAGGCUCAAACCCAGCUCCAAAAUCAGCUGCAAGGCCAGAUUCUUUCCCAAACGGAUCCGGCGUUUAAGCCCUCGUACAAGAUGCCCGAAAUGGAGACAAACUUCACGCCCAUGCAAACGGCCGGAACACCAAGUGUGGCCAGCUUGCCAUCGACUCCCAUGCUCAUGCAGUAUCUGCCGGCCCAGACAAUCCAAGAUGGAUCCGGAAAUGGGGUUCAGUACCUUCAACUGAUCCCCACCCGACCGAUCAUUGUGCCCAUCUCGCCGUACCUCUCGGCUGCCGCAGCAGCAGCCGGAUCUCCUCCAGCAAUCUCAGCCGGCGCCCAGCCAGACUUCGGAGGACGGACGGCCACUGUUUUGAGUGCUCUGCCACCCAGCUACGCAGCUCUCCAGGGAUACGCCAGUGGGUCCAUCAAUCCAGCGGCCGCCUUCCGCAACACCUAUCGCAUCAAUCGCGAGGCGAAGGACAAACACUAUCCGCCCUCGUUCUCGCUAAAUCUCAACGAGUACUUGCCAGCCGCCUCGAUGGGAUUGCCUGGAGGCCAUGACGCCUCCGCCAAUGGUCCACACAUGUACCUGAGGAGCAGGCCAUAGGAUGUAAGCUACCGCCAAAGUCUCGCAGCGUUUAAGCCUCUUCUUUUUUUUCUUCUGGAAU
This is a messenger RNA of Drosophila erecta, 982 nucleotides long. RefSeq names its product mediator of RNA polymerase II transcription subunit 15. The transcript has 2 exons. The coding region runs from base 88 to 921 and encodes 277 amino acids. The record is from RefSeq and is a predicted model, not a curated record. Lineage: Eukaryota; Metazoa; Arthropoda; Insecta; Diptera; Drosophilidae.